This is a messenger RNA of Clarias gariepinus (North African catfish), 1389 nucleotides long. RefSeq lists its product as uncharacterized. The transcript is spliced from 5 exons. NCBI's taxonomy places the organism in Eukaryota, Metazoa, Chordata, Actinopteri, Siluriformes, Clariidae. The record is from RefSeq and is a predicted model, not a curated record. Bases 66 to 1043 code for a protein of 325 amino acids.
AUCAAAUCUUUAAAAAAGAAAAACACUCUUCACUGAGCUCAAAGAGGAUAAACUACUUGCUAUACAUGGAUAUCUCGAAGUUAUUUCAUAACCACAGAUGCUUCCCAUUUCGCAGAAACAGGGCACCUGAAGAUGUGCUGAAGAACACAGCUAAGGCUGUUAUUGUUCCAUUAAGAGAUGGCUUCUCCUCCCUGAACAGAGUCUAUGAGGGUCUCAUGGGAGAUGUAGAUCCUGUUACUGGUCAAAGCUUUAACUAUGACUACAUCAGAGAGCAGAUAGUGCAGGCUCAUCAACACCUGCAGAUGUCUGAACAGGUGGUUAGUUCAGGGUUAGAGAGUCUGGAUGAAAGCUUAGAGAGACUUGUACAAAAUGAGGGAAAACUGGAACAAAAGAUGAAAACUACACAAGAAACCUUAGAGAGCUUGAGGUUAAAGCAAGAAUCUAAAGAAAAAUUACUUAUCGAUUCUCAGGGAGCUCUGGCAUUGGCCAGGGAAAAUCUGAAUUCAUCGAAACAGACACUUGAGGAACAAGAAGCCAGGAAAUACAAUGCUGAAGUCAUCACAGGUGUUGGGGCGGGGCUGAUGCUUAUACCAGUAAUUGGAUGGAUUGCAGGUCCUGCCAUGAUGAUUGGUGGCGCAAUUGAACUAAGUCAUGCAAAACAGGCUGUCGAGGAGGCUGAAGAGGAGAAUGAUGAGAAGCUGAAGCAGACACGUGAAAGAAUCCAGAAGGUAAAGCAGCAGAUCGGGGAUGUUGGUGAUUUCCAGAUGAAAGUGAGAAGUGCCGUCCGCCUUCUUAGUGUCCUGAGUGGGAGAGCGAGCGUGGCUGAACAUCAAACUCGCAGAUUCAUCAUCCAGGAGCCUGUGCUGAAGGUGAUGGAGGAUGUGAUGAAGGCCACAAACGAAAUCACAGGAAAUGACCUUCUGUACAACAAAGACAUGUCAAGACUGAUCAGUCAAAUGAGUGAGAACAACCAACGUCUUGCAGCUAUCUGUGACUCAGAGGAACAACCUGAGGAACAGAUAAUGACAAACAUUUAUUCUUGAUUACAUGCAUUAGUGGUAAACAAAAAAUAUAAAAUUCGAUUUCUACUAGGUGCUCAAAUGUCAUGGUUUCUACUCUGUCCCAUUGCACCUGAAAUAUAAUUACAGCAAUAAUUUUGGUCAGAAAAGUAAAAAAAAAAAAAAAAACUCUAAAUUAUGUUUAUUUUUCUUAUAUACACUGAAAAAUAUCCAGCCUGAUCUACUUAAAAAAAUUAAGGUAACUUUUUGCAUCAGAUUAUUAUGUAGUUCAAACAAGACUAUUCUUUGUAUUUACUACUUACAUUUCUUUAUGUCAAAUUUUUUUUUUGAUAGUAAAGUCUACUUAUUUUUUUCUAGUUAAGUCUAUUUA